CUGCGAUGGACCAAUCAUAUGUUAGGAUUUAUUCCCAAUUUAGUGGUGUGUGAUUGUCCCCCAAAAAUUAGACACAGCAAUAAAAUACUAUCGAGACUUUCACCGGAAUACUAGAGAGAAAGUAAAAACGUAGAGAAGACGAAAGGUAAAGAUACAAGGUGAAGUUUAAAAGUUGUGGAUUUAAGAUGAAUGCGACUGACGGGAAUACCUCUUACCAACUGAAAUUUAUCAAUAGAAGUCCGAACAUACGAACGGCUGGGAAACUAAAACCUGCAGGAGACAGCGCGAAGACCUGCUUCCAAGAAAUGGCAAGGUCCCCUACCCCACCGGUGGUAAGGAAAUUUCGCAACAGCAUCCAGCCAGAGCCAGGAGCUGCCAGAGUGCACCACGGGAAGGCAGACGAUCCGGUUGUCGCCCCCACUCUUGUUCAUGGCAUCAGCACCAAAUCUACCCUCACCGGCACAGGCUUACUCAAUCCUCCCCAAAAGACCCUGUUCCAAGAGAAGUUGCAAGAGCUCAGUGAAGCAGUGUACACCUCAAGUCAAAAAGCACCGUUGGGCAGGUCCUGUGAUCGGCACGUUAGACUUCCCGCUUGGUGUGACGACAAAACUACAUAUGGUGUGAAAACAGUUAGAGAUUUGGAUGUGCGUGAAAUUAUUCGUCCUUCAAAAACCGCAGAGGAGGUGGACAAGGAAGCUCAGGAGGGACACAAGGCUUACGUUCGUAGCCACAACGGCUAUUUUGUUGGUGAGCAGAUUGACAGGAAGUACGACUGGAGUCACUACAGUAAAGACAGCAGAUUUGGGAUCCUCACCCCUCAUUUCAACGAUGGCCGUAAUGUCGGCAAAAGUCUCCGGUGGCUGGGGGAAACACAAAAGUUUUACAAUCCAAAAACUGUUUGGAAGAGAUCUGGAAACAGGGAAAAGAUGGCGCAGCAACUUGGCAAAACAAACAAUGCGAGAGGAAAUACCUUGAAUGUUCCACCAGAUCACACUUUUGGAAUUCUCUUACCGCUGGAUGAAUAUGGUGUUGGAGACAUAAUCUGCUCCACUGAGCCAGGUCAGUAUGUGAGAGGCCGAGACCAGCAGCGCAGCCUGGUCAACGCAGUGCGACACCACCUGAAGAAGGUCAACUUCCACAACUUCCCCUCCCUGCUGCAGGCGUUCAGACACUAUGACAAGAAAGGCAAAGGAAUGAUUGACAAAGAGGACCUGCAGGCAGUGUGCCGCCAGUUCCAGCUGGACGUGAGCGAGCCAGUCUUGGAUGACUUGAUGGACUGCUGUGACGCAGACAAGGACGGACUCAUCAACUUCCUAGAGUUUUCUAACUUUCUCAACUGGAAGAACAAGAUGCCCAUCAACAGUCGAGAGCAACGCAUUAUGACAAAUGAGCGUCAGACCAGCUCGGCACCAGCCAACACAGGGAGAAAGCCUUCAUCAGAAUCGGCACAGCUUCCUGCCUCUCAGGCCUUGGUUAAGCCUGAGGACCUGGAGCCUGUUGAGCCAGGCAGCUCGUUGAAGAUCCUCAGGACCCUGAGGCGACCCAGGGCAGUCCCAGACCACUUCAAGACCUCCUCCUCCCUCAUUGGAGAUGGCAGUAAUGUUCCAUUUACAUCAAGCAGCCGCGCCUACGGGAUCCCAUCUGUGCGCUCCGACCUUCCAGCUCCGCGCAUAAAGAGGAUCAGUGACACUAACAACUACGGUGAUGCAUCCACGGCUGGAGAUCUUCUGCAUCCAUCAGUUCACGCCCUUCGCGGUGUUCACGAGGAACACUUCUUCUGUCCUCGCACCAAGGAGGAGAUUGCAGAGAUUUUCAGGAAUGUGGGUGUGAAUAUUUCUGAAGAGACGUUUGAGGAGGCCUGGAAGCUGGCGUCCAUGAAGCAUCCGGCAGGGGAGGUUUGUGUCGAGGUUUUCCGUAACGUACUCGCGGAAAUAAAAGCGAUGUAGUAACGUUCAGACUGUGUUUGCUCAUGACAGCCAGUGUUUCUGUGUGAACGUUAUAUCUGCUGCCUGGUGGAAACUUUGCAGGACUAAGAUGUUAUUUUACACGACCUUCUCAAAACCUCAAAAUAAAGCUAUUUUAAAGAGCUGCAA
Molecule: messenger RNA, 2093 nt
Organism: Scatophagus argus
Lineage: Eukaryota; Metazoa; Chordata; Actinopteri; Scatophagidae
Gene: efhb
Product: EF-hand domain family, member B
Exons: 14
Coding region: 186-1946 (586 amino acids)
Molecular function (GO): calcium ion binding
Source: RefSeq, a predicted model, not a curated record